Molecule: messenger RNA, 3827 nt
Organism: Harpia harpyja (harpy eagle)
Lineage: Eukaryota; Metazoa; Chordata; Aves; Accipitriformes; Accipitridae
Gene: B3GALNT1
Product: beta-1,3-N-acetylgalactosaminyltransferase 1 (globoside blood group)
Exons: 2
Coding region: 735-1697 (320 amino acids)
Cellular component (GO): membrane
Molecular function (GO): N-acetyl-beta-D-glucosaminide beta-(1,3)-galactosyltransferase activity
Source: RefSeq, a predicted model, not a curated record
UUGGGGCUGUUCCCUCUUAAUUAAUUUAUGCGUCAGGGACAGUUGCCUAGAACGGACGAUUAAGAUUGCUUGGGCGAUUUGGAAGGUUACUGAAAAUAAUUUUUAAAGUAUAGCUGUAUUAGAUCAUCGUAGCCCAGGAUCUUGCAAAAAUGCCUCUCGUUCCGCUUGGUAGUAAGCCAUAUAUAGAAAAUGAGAAGCCAGCAACAGUGAUGUAUUUCCAAGUUAUUUCCACUGGUAGCCUUAAAAAAAAAAGGGGGGAUUUCUAUACAUCUAACAUUGUAGGUAUGGUAUUUUUUUAAUCAUUAGAUUGGAUUAUCCAUCGGUUAUUGUAAUUAUUAGAUAAUGAAUAUGAGAAUCUGCCACCUUUUUCCCAUCAAGAACGGCUGCACUCAACAAUUACCUAGCUAUAGCAGAGUGUGAGAAACGUGUCUAAAAUUACUAUAGAGCAUGCUUAGUACAUGUUUCCUUAACGUUUGCUUUAAAGUUGAUCAGUUUUAUCUGUCAGCAUAAUCUCAGGCUCUAUCACGUCAUGCCAGCAAGCCGAGGGCUUGGAAGCAAAUGAGAGUAUUUCCCUGACAGGAGCAGUUCCUGACCUGGUAUUGCUCCUGCUGCAUGUCCCCUGCCGCCGCGGUACAACUGGAAGCAAGAAACACACUUCAGGACUUGUGGUGCAGAUUUUGAAGGUGACUGAUGCACUUCUGCAAAUUAGUUAUUGCCCAGUUCCAGUUAGUGUCAUGUAUAUGAGACCAUUAAAAUGGAUUUUUUUGUUUCUCCUUGCAUUUUCUGUCAUAACAAUGUGGUAUGUGACUUUUUCUUCCAACACUGUCAUUGAGCAUACAAACCUCCUCUAUUUCUAUGAAUAUGAACCGGUUUACAAGCAACACUACCUCUUCACGCUGCGGGAGCACUUGAAAUGCAAAGACAUAAAUCCGUUUCUAGUCAUCUUGGUGUCUUCAAGACCCAAGGAUGUGAAGUCAAGGCAGGCCAUCAGGAUAACAUGGGGAUCUCAAAACUUCUGGUGGGGACACCAAGUUCUAACCCUGUUCUUACUAGGUGAGGACACUCAAAGAGAAGACGACGCUGCAGCACUGUCGGUAGAAGAUGAAAGCAUCCUCUAUGGUGACAUAAUUCGCCAAGAUUUCAUGGACACUUACGACAAUCUCACCUUGAAAACGAUCAUGGCGUUUAGGUGGGUCGCUGAGUUCUGUUCAAAUGCUAGGUUCCUCAUGAAGACCGAUGCUGAUGUCUUCAUCAACACUGCUAACUUGGUAAAAUUUCUUCUGAAGCUAAAUUCCUCAGAAAAUAUUUUUACUGGUUAUCCCCUUAUAGAUAACUUUGCCUACAGAGGCUUUUACAAAAAAACAUACAUCUCUUACGAUGAAUAUCCAUUCAAGUUGUAUCCUCCAUAUUGCAGUGGGAUGGGUUAUAUAUUGGAUGGAAAACUGGCUCUGAGGAUUUAUGAACUGAUGAGUCAUAUUAAACCUAUUAAAUUUGAGGAUGUUUAUGUUGGAAUUUGCUUAAAUAUACUUAAGGUGAACAUCAGUAUUCCAGAAGAUAAACAACAAUUCUUUCUUUAUAAAAUAAAUUUUGAUAUCUGUAAGUAUAGACAUUUGAUUGCAGUACAUGGCAUUACGUCAAGUGAAAUAAUCAGGUUUUGGCAGGAUUUGUCAUCACACACGUCAGUUACUUGCCUUUGAUUCUGUAUUAAUAUAUAAACUAAAAUCUACUUGGUGUAAAAACGUUUAAAGUCCGGGGCAACACAAACCAAAACCACAGCUGUAGAGUCGACUUUGACUGAAGGAGGGCUGCGCUGCCGGGGCAAAACUGCAAUGGCAGCAUUUCUCUGGGACAUUCUAAUAUUCUUAAAUAAAAAUACUGGGAACUCACAAAGCACUUUUCCACGUCUGUAUCCUGUACAUGCAGGAUACUUUGGAAUGCACCGCCCUGUCUUCCUCUGACACUUCUCCACGUGGUCUGCUGUAACCACGGGAUUUCUACCAGAAUCUUCUGGAAUGUAUGAAAUGUCACCGCGAAUAAAGUUUAUGCCAAGAAACUAGCUCUGAAGAUGCUUCCCAAAUUCCUACCUGGAUUUUUAGAACUGUUUUUGCAACUGCAUCAUCCUUUGCCACUCUCCAGUAUUUGUUCUCUGCCCAGCAUGAAACUUAGAACGACCUUCUUUCGAUAUAUCACCUCUGUAAUCCCUGUGAGAGUGUUACACCUUCUUAUUUAAACAUACCACCUCCGCACUCGUUCCGAGAGUGUUACAAGCCUGUGGAUCUUGGGGGGUCUGCAGAAGCUGAUGGGAAAUUCUGAAAACAGGAUGCACUUUGUGCGUGUAUACGUAUAUACGUAUAAAAUAGAAUUGCUUUGGUGUCUUUGAUAAUGUUCACACACUACUAGAGGACUAGAUGCAGUAGCGUUCAUGUGCAGUUCAGUUACUAGACAUCUCUGAUACAUCGGGAUAAUCAAAACCCACGUGUGUACACACAUACCUCUGUGUACCGAUGCAUCCCGAGAGUUCUGGAACCACGCAGGGAAGAUUAAAUCAGAUGCAUUUAUAUUGUGACUUCGUUUCUAAAAUAGUUCUCUUUCUUCAAAUUUUAAAAUGAACAAAGUAAGAAAUUCUAAGAUUCAUGUUUCUUAAAGAAGACAAACUCCAGUGUAUCUGUAAAGAUGGGUAUUUAAUCACUUUAUUCAUAUCAGCAAGGCCAAGUUUUCAGUAGUUUACACUGCUAAUAGACAACAAUACAGAAUUUGCAAUUGCAUUAACAUAAUUAUUCUUGACACAUCCACUACACAGUGAAGAUACUAUAGUUACAUCCUGUACAUCUAGAAUGACAGAGCACUGCCACCUUAUUUGUACUACAGCUAAGAUGUUAUGACGUAUUUACAUUUGGCUGUCUUUCAGAUAGUCUCUUAGAGACAAAUUAGAAGAGGUGCAGAAACCUCUAGUACCAAGUUUGAGGUUUCACCAGGUUUUUUGUUACAUUGUGAUUAUGGUCAGUAUUGAAUUUUGCUAUCUUCAACAACUGCACAUGGUUUUUUGAUGGAAUUAUAGGACGUGUUAUUUUCUUAGAUAUAAAAAUGAGGUCUUGGGGACAAUACUCUCUAGACAAGUAUUUCAGAUGUCAGUGUUCUAAGAAUGUAUGUUAAGAAGGUCAAAGUUUUUCAAAAAUAGAUUUUUUUUUUUGUUAAACUAAAUAGCUAAAGAUACAGUAUUGCAUAACUGAGGGAAGAACGCUAUUGUAUUUCUAGAAACAGAGGUAAAACUACAGCUGUUCCUAUGGUUUUAGGAUCUGUUAUUUGAUUGUUGUACUGUGGUCAGAUCCUGAGAGCUCUGUGAGAAAUGUUUAACUUGUUUGAUUGUUUAUACAUCUUAAAAAAAAACCCUCCAAUUUUUUUUUUUAUAAGCCUGCCAUGUUAAAUGUUUAGAAAUAAAUUAUUUGUCACAAGAACACUGAUACUACAGCAUGGUUUGUAUUGCUUUUUCAAAAAAAAAUGUAAUUAUGAAACACUACGCAAUCUUCAGAAACUGGAUAGAUAAAGCAGACAGUGCUCCUCUUGAGAGAGUAAGAAACGAGUAUCACGGAGAAAUGGCUGUGCAGGACUGCAGUAAAAACAAAACUGUCACCAAGCAGGGUAUUUUUUAUAUUUGUGCCCCAGAAUGAUAACAUUGAUCAUAGAUUACAAGGCUUUUGCUUUCACAAAUGGAGGUUUAUACACAGUGAUCUGUUGAUGCCGCCUGAAAUUGUAACCUAAAGUGACAUCAAUUCUGCAAGAAAUUUACAUUGUAAAAUACUUCUGCUCCUGUUAUGUUGUUUUUUUUU